Messenger RNA from Oncorhynchus nerka (sockeye salmon), 4320 nucleotides. RefSeq lists its product as uncharacterized. Gene Ontology annotation, cellular component: external side of plasma membrane. Lineage: Eukaryota; Metazoa; Chordata; Actinopteri; Salmoniformes; Salmonidae. Gene Ontology annotation, biological process: cytokine production; positive regulation of immunoglobulin mediated immune response; positive regulation of type II interferon production. The coding region runs from base 840 to 1886 and encodes 348 amino acids. The transcript is spliced from 7 exons. The record is from RefSeq and is a predicted model, not a curated record.
GAGAGAGUAAGAGAGAGAGAAAGAGUGAGUAAGAGAGAGAGAUAAAAAGAGAGAGAGAGUGAUUGAGAGAGAGAGAGAUGAAAAGUUGUUAGGCUGAAUGUGUACGGAAGGAGGAAGUUGAGAGUUGUGAAUCAGAGACAGAGAAUCAGAAAGAUUCAGAGACAGACAGGUGGUGUGAAGACAGACAGGUGGUGUGAAGACAGACAGCUGUUAUGAAGACAGACAGGUGGUGUGAAGACAGACACAUACAGGUUGUGUGAAGACAGAGAUUAAACACAGUGAAACAGAAUGUAUAAAUUAAAUUAAAUAUGUGGUGAAAGAGGAGACUGGAAAACAACAAGACAACAACAAGAGAAGAGGAUCAGAGAAGAGGAUCAGAGACGAGGAUCAGAGACGAGGAUCAGAGAAGAGGAUCAGAGACGAGGAUCAGAGACGAGGAUCAGAGAAGUGGAUCAGAGAAGUGGAUCAGAGAAGUGGAUCAGAGACGAGGAUUCAGAGACAAGGAUCAGUGAAGAGGAUCAGAGAAGAGGAUCAGAGACGAGGAUCAGAGAAGUGGAUCAGAGACGAGGACCAGAGACGAGGAUUCAGAGACAAGGAUUCAGAGACAAGGAUCAGUGAAGAGGAUCAGAGACGAGGAUCAGAGAAGUGGAUCAGAGAAGUGGAUCAGUGAAGAGGAUCAGAGACGAGGAUCAGAGAAGAGGAUCAGAGACGAGGAUCAGAGAAGAGGAUCAGAGAAGUGGAUCAGAGACGAGGAUCAGAGAAGUGGAUCAGAGAAGUGGAUCAGAGAAGUGGAUCAGAGAAGAGGAUCAACAUCGGUGGGGCUGACAACAGAGCAAGAGAUGAGAAAACACUGGGUCUACUUUCUUCUGGCCCUCGUGCUGAUACAUACAGGCAUAGCCAGCAGUGUGAUCUCUGUGUCUCACACACAGGACAGAGAGCAUCUGUCUAUUACCUGUCGUCUCCUGUCGGAAAACGACACUGUUUCUCAGAUCAACUGGGAGAUGAUCAGCAGUCCCAACCAUACCACUACCAAACUGAAACUGGGCACCUUCCAUCCCGUGUUCGGUACCUACGUGGUCCCAGAGUACAACGACACUGUGAAGAUCCAAAGUAGUGCCUCCAGCCGUAGUUCCAGACUCGACCUGAAGGGAGGCGCUGUGGAGGAGGUCAGCCAACUCUGCUGUGUAUUCAUCACAUUUCCCUCUGGGGUGCUGGAGCACUGUACACAUACCCGGAUCAAUGAAAACACUGCAGAGGCCCAGGAGUCAGAGGAUGCACAGCGGCUGCUAGGGGAAAGAACUUUGGAACAGUGGUCCCUGUUGGUUGGAGGCUCUACCAUCAGCAUCCUGAGCAUUGUGACCUCACUGUACUACUGCUGGAAGUACUGCUGCAGACACUGCUGUCACAGGAGGCGAAUGUUUGAGGUAGAGGCGUAUCUGACAGAUCAACACACAGAAUCAGAAGGGGUCACAGAGGAGCCCCCCCAGCAACCCCCUCUUCCCUCACCCCCCCAGCCUCAGCCCCAGGGUUUUGACCCCUCCAAGCUCUAUGCUAAGAUCAAGCUGGACCUGCUGUAUGGACGGCUGUGGAAGGCCUACCAGGGGACGGCCACAACCUGGGGCCCCACAACUCAGCACGGGCCACAACAAGGGCCACAACAAGGGCCACAACAAGGGCGACAGCAAGUGGCAGAGCCAGGGCCACAAAAGAGGGAAGAACCGGAAGAAUCCGUUCUACAACUAGAACCAGAACAUCAACCACCUCUGGUAGGAAGAGAGGAACCAGUGACAGUGACUGAGCCUGAAACUGAGUCUGAGCUAAUACCUCCACCAACCCUGGAUCCUGGGACACAGAUGGAGGAAAUGGAGUCGGACACUGGUUUAUGAGGGGAGUGUGUGUGUGUGUGUGUGUGUGUGUGUGUGUGUGUGUGUGUGUGUGUGUGUGUGUGUGUGUGUGUGUGUGUGUGUGUGUGUGUGUGUGUGUGUGUGUGUGUGUUGGGAUGAAUAAUGUAUUGUUGACAUUGGUUGAAACUAUCUGUCAAUUAAUACGAUCAAUCUUUAUUGUCCCAGAGGGACAUUUAGUGUGAGAAUAUUAAACUCAUCUGAACUUUUAAACAGAGUUUCGGGUUUAAUGACCUUUGGCUUUUUAAAGAGACCUGUUAUUACAAGGAGUGAGACAGUGUAUGUUUGUGGCUUUCUGUUAAAUAUAACUGAGUUAUACUGAUUCAUGACCAAUAUACAGUAUAUAAAAUGUUUUUAUGUUGUACUUAACAGUUUUGCUUAUUUUGCAACAAGAUAUUUCAUUGUUCUACUGUAGGCGUAUUACUGAAACCCUUUGAAUAUCCUUUUGCUGUAUACUUAAAUAUACUUUGUAUACUUUUAUUUCAAUAAAAAAAUCGGAUCAUCAAAAUUGAUUUCCUUCACUUGACAUUAGUGGAGGCUGCUGAGGGGAGGACAGCUCAUAAGAAAUGGCAUGAACAGAGCAAAUGGAAUGGCAUCAAACCAUGUACCGUUCCACUGAUUCCGCUCCAUCCAUUACCACGAGCCCGUCCUCCCCAAUUAAGGUGCCACCAACCUCCUGUGCUUGCCAUUUAGAUUGUGCCUGCUCUUUCUUUGGGCCACUGGGGGGCGACACAAUACUUGUUGUUCACUGACUGAAGCCCAGGGUAGAGUGACAAACACACUGUAAGGUUAAUGUCUACUUUUGUAACUGAAGCACGGACAGUUUUAACAAUCAUAAUGCAGAGCCUUCAGAACGUAUUCACACCCCUUGACUUUUUACACAUUUUGUUGCAUUACAGCCUGAAUUUAAAAUGGAUGACAUUUACAAUUGUGUCACUAGCCGACACACAAUACCCCAUAAUGUCAAAGUAGAAUUAUGUUUUUAGAUUAGAUUUUAAGAUUAGAUUUUUUUUAUAAACUAAAAAAUGAAAAGCUGAAAUGUCAAUAAGUAUUCAAUCCCUUUGCUAUGGCAAGCCUAAAUCAGUUUAGGAAUAAACGUGUGCUUAACAAGUCACAUAAUAAGUUGCAUGAACUCUUCACCCUUUGUGCAAUAAUAGGGUUUAAGAUGACUUAAACCCUAUAAUCUCUGUACCCCACAAAUACAAUUAUCUCUAAGGUCCCUCAGUUGAGCAGUAAAUUUCAAACACAAUUUCAACCACAAAGACCAGGGAGGUUUUCCAAUGCCUUGCAAAGAAGAGCACCUAUUGCUAGAUGGUAAUAAAAAAAAGCAAACAUUGAAUAUUCCUUCGAGCAUGGUGAAGUUAAUAAUGUGACUUUGUAUGGCGUAUCAAUACACCCAGUCACUACAAAUAUACAGACGUCAUUCCUAAAUCAGUUGCCGGAGAGGAAUGAAACCGCUCAGGGAUUUCACCAUGGGGCCUAUGGUGACUUUAAAACCGUUACUGUUUAAUGACUGUGAGAGGGAAAAACUGAGGAUGGAUCAACAACAUUGCAGUUACUCCACAAUACUAAAUGACAAAGUGAAAAGAAGGAAGCCUGAACAGAAUAAAAAUAUUCGAAAAGAUGCAUCCUGUUUGCAACAAGUCACUAAAGUAAUAAUGCAAAACAUGUGGCCCCUUUUCUUUCUGUUUUCUCCUGAAUACAAAGUGUUAUGUUUGGGACAAAUCCAACAAAAAUGUCACUGAGUACCAGUCUUCAUAUUUUCAAGCAUGGUGGUGGCUGCAUCAUGUUAUGGGUAUGCAUGUCAUCGGCAAGGACUAGGGAGUUUUUUAGGAUAAAAAUAAACGGAAUAGAGUUAAGCACAGGAGAAAUCAUAGAGGAAAACCUGGUUCAGUCUGCUUUCCAACAGAUACUGGGAGACAAAUUCACCUUUCAGCAGGACAAUAACCAAAAACAUAGGCCAAAUAGACACUGGAGUUGCUUACCAAUGUUCCUGAGUUGCCUAGUUACAGUUUUGACUUAAAUAGACUUUAAAAUCUAUUUCAAGACUUGAAAAUGGCUGUCUAUGUCACGACUUCCGCCGGAAUCGUCCCCUCUCCUUGUUCGAGCGGCGCUCGGCGGUCGACGUCACCGGCCUUCUAGCCAUCGCCGAUCCACUUUUCAUUUUCCAUUUGUUUUGUCUUUGUUUUCUACACUCCUGUUUUCAAUUCCCCCCAUGACAUGUUCAUUAUUUAACCCUCUUGGUUUCCCCCUUGUUUGUGUGCGUAUUCGUUUUAUUUUUCAGGCUGUUGCUGACGUCUGGUAUUUUGUUGCCGGGUUUUGUUGUUACGCCCGUUUAUUUCGUGGUACCGGUAUUCUCCCGCACCAUAGUAUUUUGUUUAUACUGGUGUUAUCUUGUAUUAAAUACCUUGUCCACGCA